AUGUCAAGCGAUGACGUGAACGAUGAGAUUCAUCACUCAAGAACAAAUAAGAAUGGCUCAGCUCAUAUCUCCAACUCUGCUUCUAACUCAGCCUUGAAAACAUUUAACCAAAAUAAAAAUGAUGAUCAUUAUCUCGAAGCAAGCUCCAAGCGUUUCGAACGCUUCGAAAAAGACGAUUUUAAUCAACUUUUCCAGGAAAAGAUGUCUCAGAAGCGUUCAUCUUCUUCAGAUCCCAAUAAUGCAAAUGAUGAAGUAGAAAAUAUAUUUGAAUCAUUGAUUAUUGCCAUGUCUGAGACAAGCUCACAAAAUUCGUUCACUUGUGCUCUUGCAGGUGUAGAACCGAUGCCUAAAACUGAAUCGAGGGCAUAUCAACAUUUCACCUAUGAAAGGGAAGUCAUUAAUUCUGAAAAAGAUCUUGAUGAUUUUCAAUAUUACUUCAUGGGUGUUGAGAAACCAAAGAAGCGUCGUGGAAUGGACUCUUCUCGCAUAGCUCCAUUCAACGAGAAGUUCCGUGAAUGGGAAUUAGCUGGCAAAUCAUAUCGUAUUAUUCCAAUUCCUCCUCGUCUUAAGACAUACUCGACCUCGAUGGAUUUUUUUCGAAUACGGAAUACAAGGCGUUCAUGA
Molecule: messenger RNA, 624 nt
Organism: Trichomonas vaginalis G3
Lineage: Eukaryota; Parabasalia; Trichomonadida; Trichomonadidae
Exons: 1
Coding region: 1-624 (207 amino acids)
Source: RefSeq, a predicted model, not a curated record